AUGGCGUUCGAGUACCGGCGGCUGCUCGAGGACGACCGCGCCAAGGCGUAUCUGCGCAGCUUCGCCUCGGAGCGCAGUCGAUGGAACGAACUCGUCGAGGCCACGUUCCUCUACGGCGUGCACUGCAUUGCGCAAAACUACUCGUUGCAUGCGCUGACCACCGACCAAGUCGUCGACAUCACGCGGGCGACGCUCAAAAAGCCGCUGCAUUACCAAGCCACGCAUGCGGUCCAUGCGCGUGAGGCGGCGCCAAAGCGCGCGAUGGCGGCCAAGCCCUCGUCGUCAUGGCGGCGUGGCAGCGCGGAGGAGCCAAGCCCGAACCCUGUCACACCGGCUCCGUCCACGACCCCUGCGCCGGUGCUACCCGACGGACGCCAAGAGCUCGAGAUGUACGCGGCGCUCGUGGGCAAGCCGUGGAUGGAGGCGGCGUGGCAAUCGUUUGUGGCCACAACAGGGUAUCCGUCCAUUGACGUCGACGCCUCCGAAGACGCGUUCUAUACAGCGUACGAAGCGUUGCGCGAUGCGCCGACGCUGACGCCGCAGCCGGCGCCACGCACCUUUCUCGCCUUUGUCCGCGCCGCCAUGUUGCACGGCAUGCGCCCAAGAACGCAAGUCGCAUCCACCAUGCAAGCUGCCAUGGAAGCCAGCCCAAGCCAGCCCAGUCCUGCAAGGCUGGCAGCGACGACGAAGAGUCAGCCGAGUCCAGAAAAGACGCAAAGCACGCCGAGAGCGCGACCUCGUCCACCGGCGCCAAAGAAAGAGGCAGCGUCCAAGGUCAAGGCCGAGCUGGAGGCGCAAACGGCCAACGUGCUUCGCAUCCGUAAGAACACGACGCAACGCAUGCACGAAGCGCUCGCCAAGCACAAGCUGCAUCACAUGGAGGCGCAUGCAUCCGCGCCACCUCGCUUGAGGUCGCGCCCGCUGGCUCGCCCAGGCUCCAAAGCGCUCGAGAUCGCUGAUAUGCUGGCCGCGAGUCCGUUCUUGCAAACGGUCGAGACGUACGUCCGUUGA
Saprolegnia parasitica CBS 223.65 is the source of this 1011-nucleotide messenger RNA. RefSeq lists its product as hypothetical. The transcript is spliced from 4 exons. NCBI's taxonomy places the organism in Eukaryota, Oomycota, Saprolegniomycetes, Saprolegniales, Saprolegniaceae. Bases 1 to 1011 code for a protein of 336 amino acids. The record is from RefSeq and is a predicted model, not a curated record.